AUGCUGUCUUUCCUGAAUCCAUUACCGAGAUUGCCGGAAUAUACUGGCCCAGAGAAGGUCGGGACUGCAGAAUAUGAGUUAUCACUAUCGUCACUAGGUUUCGAGUGUAUUCCAGAGCAACUUCCAGCAUCAACGAUCAAAUUUCGAAUUUUCUAUCCUGCCAGGCUCAGCGCCGAUGCCGCCUUUGGUGUGCCAUGGCUUCCACAGCCUCAAACAGCACAUCUCGGUGCAUAUCUUCGCAUGGCUCGACUAGAGCCAUGGCUUUCAAAGAUAUUGCUGUCGGUUCCUUUCUAUUUGCGAUCAACCAUGAUGCCAGCAUACAAGAACGCUGCGCUACAAUGCGAGGACGGCCCGUUGCCGGUACUGAUAUUCUCGCACGGGCUGGUAGGUGGUAUGAAUAGCCAUAGUGCUCUUCUUGGGGAGCUUGCUUCUCGAGGUAUCUUUUGUGUUGCUAUCGAUCAUCGUGAUGGAAGUGGCGUUCUGUCACUGGCGCGUCGUGAAGGCUCGAAGGUGCCUAAUGAACAACCAACCGAAAUAACUUCGGUUUACUUCAAGAACGUGUCGCUGAAGAUCAGACCUGGCGUCUGGGAAGCGCGGGACAGGCAGUUUGAAAUUCGACUUUUUGAGCUUAUGGCAACAUAUAAAGCUCUGGGACUUCUUAAUGAAGGGAAACAUAUAGCAAACCUCGCCGACGACCCAGGUAAUAUGAAUGUCAUUCCCAGUUCAUCACUGAAUCUCAAUCCGGGUGAGGUCAUUUGGGCUGGACACUCUUUUGGAGGAGCUACUAUGGUUCAAUUUAUCAAGACGAUCUACCACGAGAGCAGAUUACAAGGGGUCAAACAGGAGAGCGAUGCUGCCUUCCCUGAACAUUCGCUUUUGUUGCAGCCAGCACCGCGAAGCCUUGUGGAACAAAUCAAGGCAACCUCACCAGUGAUUCUUCUUGAUCCCUGGUUCAUGCCGCUGCGGUCACCGAGGACAAAGUGGCUGAACCUCGAAGCCCCUUCCAUGCCACGACGGAACAUCAGAUCAGGCAUAUGGACAGAUGUCGACUACGAUCGCUGUGCUCUCAUCAGAAUGUGCGUGGCACUGGCCGCAAGUGCAUUCACAUAUGCCUCAGGUCCUCGCGGCAGAGCCACAGACAAUCAAGACAGAGACGGAAGCAGAAACUCUCACCUUGUUCGAGAAUUUCAUCUCGCCACGACACUUCAUGAACGAGUCGAAAAGGCAGAAUGGGAGCUCCGUGAGGACAGAAAAGGACGCAAAAAAUAG
Molecule: messenger RNA, 1269 nt
Organism: Exophiala aquamarina CBS 119918
Lineage: Eukaryota; Fungi; Ascomycota; Eurotiomycetes; Chaetothyriales; Herpotrichiellaceae
Exons: 1
Coding region: 1-1269 (422 amino acids)
Molecular function (GO): 1-alkyl-2-acetylglycerophosphocholine esterase activity
Source: RefSeq, a predicted model, not a curated record